ACACACGUGACUUGAUUUGGCCGUUAUCAAACACAACAGUCUUCCACUUCCACUUGAGCUCUGUUUCUCUACAUCAACAUGUCGAAGGUAGUUUGCGUCACCGGCGGCAGCGGAUGCAUCGGUUCAUGGCUCGUCCAUCUCCUUCUCCUCCGCGGCUACACCGUUCAAGCCACCGUCCAAAAUCUCAAUGAUGAGAACGAAACGAAGCAUCUAGAAGCUCUGGAAGGAGCACAAACUAAUCUCCGUCUCUUCCAGAUCGAUCUUCUCAACUACGACACAAUCCUCGCCGCCGUCCACGGUUGCGUCGGAGUUUUCCACCUCGCUUCACCUUGCAUUGUAGACAAAGUUCAUGAUCCUCAGAAGGAGCUUUUGGAUCCUGCAAUUAAAGGGACUUUGAAUGUGCUUACUGCAGCGAAGGAAGUAGGGGUGAAGCGUGUGGUUGUUACUUCGUCUAUCUCGGCAAUUACGCCUAGUCCUGAUUGGCCUUCUAAUGUUGUUAAAAGAGAGGAUUGUUGGACUGAUGUUGAAUAUUGCAAGAAAAAAGAGUUGUGGUAUCCGUUGUCCAAAACAUUGGCUGAGAAAGCUGCAUGGGAUUUUUCCAAAGAAAAUGGUUUGGAUGUUGUUGUGGUGAAUCCUGGUACUGUGAUGGGUCCUGUUAUUCCACCAAGACUUAAUGCAAGCAUGCUCAUGCUUGUGAGACUUCUUGAAGGCUGCACUGAAACAUUUGAAGACUAUUUUAUGGGAUUGGUCCACUUCAAAGAUGUAGCAUUGGCACAUAUUUUGGUGUAUGAGAACAAAGAAGCAUCUGGUAGACAUUUGUGUGUUGAAACUAUCUCUCACUAUGGUGAUUUUGUGGCAAAAGUUGCUGAACUUUAUCCAGAAUAUAAUGUUCCUAAGAUGCAGCGAGAUACGCAACCUGGAUUGUUGAGAGCGAAUGAUGGAUCAAAAAAGCUCAUAGAUUUGGGUUUGGAAUUCAUUUCAAUGGAGCAAAUUAUCAAGGAUGCUGUAGAGAGUUUGAAGAAUAAAGGAUCCAUUUCUUGAAUGAUGUUACUGUUAAGUGGAACCCUAGUUAGUAUAGACUAAAUAAUAUAUAUAGGUGAUGGGUCAGAGAAUGAGUACGUAUGCCAUGAGUUGAGUCUGUAUAAUCUGUUUUCUCAAUUCUUAAUAUGCUAAAUUGCUAAUGUUUCUAACUUCAAUAUUUAUCAGUCAUUAUGUUAUCAUCAAA
Messenger RNA from Trifolium pratense (red clover), 1225 nucleotides. Its product is annotated as phenylacetaldehyde reductase-like. The record is from RefSeq and is a predicted model, not a curated record. NCBI's taxonomy places the organism in Eukaryota, Viridiplantae, Streptophyta, Magnoliopsida, Fabales, Fabaceae. Bases 79 to 1041 code for a protein of 320 amino acids. The transcript has 6 exons. Gene Ontology annotation, molecular function: oxidoreductase activity, acting on the CH-OH group of donors, NAD or NADP as acceptor.